Messenger RNA from Cydia fagiglandana, 380 nucleotides. RefSeq lists its product as uncharacterized. The record is from RefSeq and is a predicted model, not a curated record. The coding region runs from base 66 to 380 and encodes 104 amino acids. Lineage: Eukaryota; Metazoa; Arthropoda; Insecta; Lepidoptera; Tortricidae. The transcript has 3 exons.
CAGUCCUGCCUAUCUGUUUGCCCGUCAAGAAGCACCCUUCCUAUGACCAGAUCUAUGUCGUGAAAAUGACUACUGGGGAUGAUGGCCAGAUUCUGAAGGAGAUAAUCUCAAUGAUUGCCAUUGACAACAAAGACUGCGAUAUGUUCUAUGAAAAGGCUGAGCUGGACUUCAAGAUGAUGAUGCCCUCUCAGCCAAUUUGCGCGGCAACCCUCGAGCAACAGCCGGCCUGCAUAUGGGACGGCGGCGCUGUACUGGUCACUAGAGAGCUGGAUAACUUUUGGACACUGGUAAAAACUUCACAAUGUUGCCCUCUCAGCCGAUUUGCGCGGCCAUUCUCGAGCAACAACUGGCUUGCAUAUGGGACGGCGGCGCUGUACUAG